CGCCGCCUGACAAACGCUCAUCAGUUACUUCAUUAACGGAUACUGGUGAGGGACGGUGACCGCGGAGCAUCUGCCUUCACACACGGUCCUGUUUUUUUCAUCUGGAUGAUCUGAGAGGAGCCGGCUGUUGCCAUGACAACAGACGAGGCAGAGAGUCACCAGAAGAAGCCAAGGCAGCAGGAGGAAGCCGGCCAGGACGCCAGGCCGCCCUCUCCAGAGGAGGAGCAGCUCCGGCCUCGCAACCGCAACUCUGCCAGCCGCGGCCUCUCCCGCCUCUUCUCCUCGUUCCUGAAGAGGCGCUCACAGUGUGAGAACGAGGGGGGAGAGAAGGAGGACAAGCAAGAAGAAGAAGAAGCUAAAGCCCCCAUCGCUGACCCUGAACCUGAACUGAGGACAGAGGGAGAGGUCGCCCUGGAUCAGCACUCAGUAAACAGUGCUGAGGCUCAGGCUGUCCAGGUAGAGAAGAAAGAAGCUGAGGCAGAGGAGGAGGAGGAGGAGGGUGGAAAGGACAAGGAAAACGAUAAGGAGAAAGGAGAGGAGGCUGCCCUGGAGAACGAGGAGGACAAGGACAAGGAGGAGGAGAAGGAGUCUUGUCCUGAAGGAGGCAGUAAGGGAGAGAACGAGGAGAAGACAACAGAGGAGGAGGCCAAAGCUCCCAGAGCUCCUCGCCGACCCAAGACCAUGCAGAUCAAAAUCACUCUGCUCGAUGACACUCUGUAUGAGUGUGAGCUGGAUAAACAUGCCACAGGCCAUGAGCUGUUCAUGAGGGUGUGUGACCAUCUCAACCUGCUGGAGAAAGACUACUAUGGCCUUGUCAUCUGGGAGACAUCUACCAUGAAGACCUGGAUGGACAUGACCAAGGAGAUCCGCAGGCAGGUACAAGGUGCCAACUACAAUUUCACCUUCAAUGUGAAAUUCUAUCCACCGGACCCAGCCCAACUUUCCGAAGACAUAACAAGGUACUACCUGUGUCUCCAGCUGCGGAAGGACAUCCUGCAGGGUCGCCUUCCAUGCUCCUUUGUGACGCUGGCCCUUCUGGGCUCCUACGCUCUGCAGUCGGAGCUGGGCGAGUAUGACCCUGAGGUGCAUGGCAGUGAAUAUGGGAAGGAAAUGAAAAUGGCUCAGGGUCAGACCAAGGAGCUUGAGGACAAAAUGAUGGAGCUGCACCACACAUACAGGUCAAUGAGUCCGGCCCAGGCAGACCUGAUGUUCCUGGAGAAUGCCAAGAAACUGUCUAUGUACGGAGUGGACCUCCACCAGGCCAAGGAUCUGGAUGGUGUUGACAUCAUGUUAGGGGUUUGCUCCAGUGGUCUGAUGGUUUACAAAGACAAACUGAGGAUCAACCGUUUCCCUUGGCCCAAAGUCCUCAAGGUCUCAUACAAACGCAGCAGUUUCUUCAUCAAAAUAAGACCAUCAGAGGUGGAACAGUAUGAGAGUGCAAUUGGCUUCAAACUGCCCAAUUACAAGGCUGCCAAGAAACUGUGGAAAGUGUGUGUGGAGCAUCACACCUUCUUCAGGCUGACCUCCACUGAGAUGGUCACCACCCCUAGGAAGUUCCUGGCACUGGGCUCCAAGUUUCGCUACAGUGGUCGGACUCAAGCUCAGACCAGACAGGCAAGCUCUCUGAUUGACAGACCAGCUCCUCUGUUCCAGCGCUCGUCCAGCAAGAGGAACUCGCGCAGCCUGGAUGGAGCCAUGGCGUCCACUCCCGACAACAAGUCCACUCGCCCGGUCAGCGCCCCCGUUAUGUCACCGGUGUCCCCGGGGGAGGCGUCCCCGUCUCCACUGCUGCCCACCCUGCAUCGCUCUGACCACCACGAUGGCUGCACCCCUAAAAGUCACCGCUCUGCAGACAGGAAGGCAGAGGUGAAGAGGGAAAGUCAGUCAGCUGAGUAUACCAGGAGCCACAGCCCCAGACCAGAGUCCACUCCGGAGAUCAAGACAGUGGCCAGGAGAGAGCGGAGGCGCUCCCCCUCUGUGACCACCGCCAAUGGAGAAAGAGAGAAAAAGAGCCAGCACUCUCCUCUGGACAAAACAAAGGCGGAGGUGGUGCGAGUGAGGAAGAAAAGAGCAAAGAGACUUGAGGGUGAAACUAUUUAUAUCAGACAUAGCAAUUUAAUGUUGGAGGACGUGGAUAAGACCCAGACUGAAAUCAUGCGUCAUCACACUAGCAUCAGUGAGCUGAAGAGAAGUUUCAUGGAGUCAGUGCCGGAGCCUCGUCCCAGUGAGUGGGAUAAGCGUCUUUCCACCAAUUCACCUUUCCGCACGGCGAGCUUCAAUGGCCAGCUCCAACCAGCGGGGAGGAUGUCUGCAGUUGUACCUGCACACAGAAUAGUUGAUGGCGUGUCUGAGCGAGGGAGGCAGUCUCUGUUUGGACAAAAGGUAAGAGCAUAUAGUUUAUCCCCAGUGCCAGGGGGACCACCGCUGUACAGACAAGCCUGCCUGCUGGAAGAAGAUGAGGCGGACAGUGAGGUUGCUUGGGUUGAUGAUGAUGAUGAGGAGGAGGAGGAGGAGGAAGAGGAGGAAGAACAAGGCCAUGGUCACACUCUAAAGGUGGCAAUCACUGUGCCAGACGAGGGGAGGAGCUUGGUUAACCCAUGUGAGCUAAACCCAGCCAGGCUCAGGCAGUCACGGAUGUCUUUCUUCGUGACAGGACUGCUGGUGAUGGCGCUGACCAUCCUUUGGCUGGCUUUUGUUUAAAAGACAGAUUAAUAUGAAUAUCCUCAACUUUUAAUCUGGCAAGAUGGCGCCAGCGAUCUAGAGACUGCAUCAUUCAAGUGCUGUUUUGUCCCUCUACCUUGAACUUGUUAUUUUUACCUUUUCUACACUUACAAUUAUGUAUUUUUUCUUCCAUGAACUUCAUUUGAGCUAAAACUGGAAAGACUCCAAAAGAAGUUUCACGCUUUAAAGAGAGCCCAUGUCAAUUUCACAGUGGCCUCUAUGGUCACAGGCACCAGUCAUCCCUUGAUAUGCUCCUCCCCUGCUUAUUAACUGUUGCUAUGCUAUACCUUUCAACUUCUUCACAACAAUAAUGGUGGAAGAUUUGAUUGUGAACAAUCUAUGAACUGGCAGAUUUGAGUAGCCCAUACAGGCUAACUCAUUGAUAUACCUAAAGUGCUUGAAAAGGACUC
Paralichthys olivaceus (Japanese flounder) is the source of this 3131-nucleotide messenger RNA. RefSeq names its product erythrocyte membrane protein band 4.1a (gene epb41a). The record is from RefSeq and is a predicted model, not a curated record. Gene Ontology annotation, biological process: cortical actin cytoskeleton organization. Gene Ontology annotation, cellular component: plasma membrane; cytoskeleton. NCBI's taxonomy places the organism in Eukaryota, Metazoa, Chordata, Actinopteri, Pleuronectiformes, Paralichthyidae. Gene Ontology annotation, molecular function: structural molecule activity; actin binding.